This is a messenger RNA of Beta vulgaris subsp. vulgaris (sugar beet), 1191 nucleotides long. RefSeq lists its product as hypothetical. Lineage: Eukaryota; Viridiplantae; Streptophyta; Magnoliopsida; Caryophyllales; Amaranthaceae. Gene Ontology annotation, cellular component: chloroplast thylakoid membrane. Gene Ontology annotation, biological process: regulation of protein complex stability. The record is from RefSeq and is a predicted model, not a curated record. The transcript is spliced from 3 exons. Bases 262 to 1053 code for a protein of 263 amino acids.
CAGACAAGGCUGACUAGGUGGCUUAUGCAUCAUCACAGAUUAACACUCACUCAAAAUCCAGCACCCAACAAAAACCCUUCUCACUGAUCCUCAGAAAAAAAGCUCAGAAAAUUCCCCAAAAACUCAUAAAUCAUCUCUCAUCAAAACCCACAAAAAAAAAAAUAGAAUUUUGAUUAGAAGUAGAGUAAUUUGCAUAUUACCCACAUUUUUUUUCUCUAUUCUCUAGCUUCUUCCAGCAAGGUGGGGAAGCAAUAAUCAUCAAUGGCGUGUGUUUCUAGGUCAGUAAUAUCAGUUGCAGCAAAUAGUUGCAGCAGCAGCUCAUUAUUCUCAUUCAAGACUAAUAAUUUUAGUAGGAAAAUUGGGCGAAUUGAUGCUUCCAAAUUCAAAAUUCGAGCUUCUUCUAAUGAAGCCGAGGAUUGCAAUGAUGAAGAAUGUGCCCCUGAUAAAGAGGUGGGAAAGGUCAGUGUGGAAUGGUUAGCUGGAGAAAAGACAAGGGUGGUGGGAACAUUUCCACCACGGAAAAAGGGUUGGACAGGCUAUAUAGAGAAAGACACUGCUGGUCAAACAAAUAUAUAUUCAGUUGAGCCAACGGUAUAUGUGGCAGAAAGUGCUAUCAGCUCAGGAACUGCGGGUUCUUCUUCAGAUGGUGCAGAGAACACGUCAGCUAUCGCCGCGUUUCUAGGACUGUUCUGUGUUGCAGGUGCCGCAUCAAUUCUACUGCAGGUUGGUAAAAAUCCGCCCCAAAUGCAGACAACUGUGUACUCUGGACCAGCACUAAGCUACUAUUUGAACAAGUUCAAACCCGCUGAAAUCAUCCAAGCUUCCAUAUCUAACCAAAGUGAAACUUCCCCAGCCAUUGAGUCUAGCCAAAGUGAAAAUUCCCCAGCCACUGAGUCUAGCCAAGGUGAAAAUUCCCCAGCCACUGACUCUAGCCAAAAUGAAAUUUUGUCAGCCACUGAGUCUCAAAACUCGACCCCUGAAGUUCCAGAAGUACCAGUAGAGUCCAGAGCUGAGCUAGAACCUUCUGUUCCUAAUGCAGAGAACGCCUCCUAGAUGAAUCAGGUGUUGUUUUUCUUUUGUAUAAUUGUAUAAGCCUGCAAUUUUCUUACCCAUGUAAAGCAACUGCUUGUACGGUUCAUAUGUAUGACUGAAUGAGAGAGAUCUUUUAUAUAGCAGUACAUAAUUCCUCUA